CCAAAUUUGAUACGCUACUGGCCCGUAAGAGAGAGAAUAAGAACGACACUAGAGUCCGUCGUGGAAAAAUGGCUUUACUAGCGAGAAACGUCUACAAAAUAUUUUCACAGACUGCUCAGAAAGGAGCUGUAAGGGCACUACAUGUAGGAGCAGUACGUCAACAAGACACUGCAAUUGAACAAGAAGGAAAAAUAAAAUGUACUCUUAUACCAGGAGAUGGUGUUGGACCAGAAUUAGUAGUUUCAGUUCAGAGUGUUUUCAAAGCAGCGAAUGUGCCGGUUGAAUUCGAGCCAUAUUUUCUCUCAGAAGUAAAUCCAACUUUAAGUGCACCUCUUGAACAGGUGUCCAACAGUAUUGCAAGAAAUCGAGUAUGCUUGAAGGGAAUUUUAGCAACACCGGACCAUUCCAUGACUGGAGAGCUACAAACAUUAAAUAUGAAAUUACGUAAAAGUCUGGAUUUGUAUUCAAAUGUGGUACAUGUAAAAUCUUUACCUGGUGUUAAAUGCCGUCAUAAGAAUGUGGAUUGCAUUAUCAUCAGAGAACAAACAGAAGGAGAAUAUUCUGCAUUGGAACACGAAUCUGUGAAGGGUGUGGUAGAAUGCUUAAAAAUAGUAACUGCAACUAAAAGUCAAAGGAUUGCAAAAUUUGCAUUUGACUAUGCCUUAAAGCACAACCGUAAGAAGGUUACUUGUGUUCAUAAGGCUAACAUCAUGAAACUUGGUGAUGGUCUUUUCUUAAAAUCAUGCCAAGAAAUAGCUAAAUUGUAUCCUAGAAUUACAUUUGAAACCAUGAUUGUCGAUAACUGUACCAUGCAAAUGGUAUCCAAUCCUCAUCAGUUUGAUGUAAUGGUAUUACCAAAUUUAUAUGGUAAUAUUGUAGACAAUCUUGCAUCUGGCCUGGUUGGUGGUGCUGGUGUAGUUGCAGGUGCCAGUUACAGUCCUGAAUGUGUUGUCUUUGAACCGGGUGCAAGGCACACAUAUUCAGAGGCUGUUGGUAAAAAUGUUGCAAAUCCUACUGCUAUGAUUCUGUGCGCAGUAAAACUUUUGCGCCAUGUUAACUUAAAACGUUAUAGUGAACAACUUAAGGAUGCAUUAAAUCGUGUCUUGAACGACGGAAAAGUAUUGACGAAGGAUUUAGGCGGACAAAGCUCUACAACGGAGUUCACAACCGCUGUAAUAAAUUGUCUUCGUUAAAUAAUUAUUGUUAUAUAAUUUCUGCUAACAUUGAAGAGACUUAUGUAACAUAGAAUACAAUAGAAUAGACACAUUGUACUAUCCAUAAAUUAUCAAAAACAGUUGAUAUGGUCAUAUCAGAUUGUACAGUAUUAUCUCAAUAUAGACUGUACCUAAUUUAUUUGUUGUGAACAUUUUGUCGUAAUUUUAU
Messenger RNA from Nomia melanderi (Alkali bee), 1383 nucleotides. It is a transcript of the gene Idh3b, whose product is annotated as isocitrate dehydrogenase [NAD] subunit beta, mitochondrial. The record is from RefSeq and is a predicted model, not a curated record. NCBI's taxonomy places the organism in Eukaryota, Metazoa, Arthropoda, Insecta, Hymenoptera, Halictidae. Gene Ontology annotation, cellular component: mitochondrion. Gene Ontology annotation, molecular function: magnesium ion binding; oxidoreductase activity, acting on the CH-OH group of donors, NAD or NADP as acceptor; NAD binding. Gene Ontology annotation, biological process: tricarboxylic acid cycle; isocitrate metabolic process.